Molecule: messenger RNA, 1233 nt
Organism: Arthroderma uncinatum
Lineage: Eukaryota; Fungi; Ascomycota; Eurotiomycetes; Onygenales; Arthrodermataceae
Exons: 1
Coding region: 1-1233 (410 amino acids)
Source: RefSeq, a predicted model, not a curated record
AUGGAGAGCCUGGCUAGUUUCUCCCACACGCAUCCGCUCAUUCCAGCUCCGUCGAAUUCUGUCUUUGCAAGCUUGCAUCGCAGGACUCGCACGGCCGACUCAGCCAGCUCGGUUGUCACCAAGACCCUGGAAACCAGGGACGCUGCAGCCCGAGACGCAAAGAGAUUCCUUCUCCAGGUCGUCCGCAGUGACUGGACCUAUCCGCCGCUGGAAACAGACCCUGCGAAGACUGCUGAAGACGCAGCGGCGGUCUCGGAGGAGUCGCGUGAUAUUAUAGGAUGGAGGCAUCGUGAGCAGGAGAACUCAGGUUCUGACGCGGACGAUGGACAUGGAGGUCCUGAGGGGAUUGAUCCAUAUCGCUUCGACUCGCCUGAUGCCGUUGCGCGGGGUGUAUCGGACCGGCGGAGAAAGCGUCGCAAGAUAAUUGAAGAUGAGAUGAAAUGGAAUGAGGGCUUGAAUCUCUGGAUGGCACGACGGGACGCGUGGACAGGUGCAAAGGUCCCCGAGCCACCGUCCGCACCGGCUGUGACUGGUACCAAAGCGGAAUUGGAGACAUAUCGACAGUCCCUUAGCAGUGAAGAGAGCUACAGUGGGAGCUACGAUACAGACCUGGUUGAUACAGAGUCGCAGUAUACGCUAUCCAGGCCGGCAUCAAACGCCUCGGCGUCUGCUCAUGUUAAAAAACCACCUACAUCGGUGACCGUUACCGCACCUCCGGAGGACGAGAUAGAGUGUAUCACCGUCUCGUUGGAUAAGAAAGCAACCUUAGACCCUCCAGUCACCACCAACCAAACCACCCCAGAGGUUGACGAUGAGUGUCUAAUACCCGUCAUGGGCCCCUUGGUACCUGACUCCAACCUGCUGCGUGCAGCCAUAACUCCCAACGUCUAUCCUGCAAUAUACAGCCGGCUCGUCGUUCAAUCAAACACGCCUGCCGUGCCCAUAAACCUCGCCCACAUGACCCGCGCUCUCGUCCAAGGAUGGAAAACAAACGGCGAAUGGCCCCCAAAGCCGACGCCCUGCAGAGACGUGCCUGUCAUUAAACGGCCAAAGGCAGUUAACAACGAGGCGAACGAACUCAAAGAUGGUAAAGGAAGGAGGUUGUCUGGAGUUAGCAAUGCGGUUAAGAAGGUACUGGGUUUAUCUUCUUUUAACUCGGGGAAUAGGCUGCAUAUUCGCUCAAACAGCCAUAGUGGUUCUAUGUCCAGGCCGGCAACAGACGAAGGUGCUUGA